Manis javanica (Malayan pangolin) is the source of this 3943-nucleotide messenger RNA. The record is from RefSeq and is a predicted model, not a curated record. NCBI's taxonomy places the organism in Eukaryota, Metazoa, Chordata, Mammalia, Pholidota, Manidae.
GAAGAUCUGUGGAGGCAGACCCAAAGCCGCGGCUGCGCAUGCGCACCAGGCGCGCCAGCCAGCGGCGUCGCGGGAUGCUGCGACCCGCUGGGCUCUGGCUCUUGUGGCGGCGACCUCCGGCGGCGGGGGUGCCCCAGAAGACCCUUAGCCUCGGGAAGGCCGCUGCAGCCGUCUCUUUCCCGAGCAGCAGCUCGUCCAGGGCUCUAAAUAUCUUCGACCGGGAUUUGAAGAGGAAACAGAAGAACUGGGCAGCCCGGCAGCCCGAGCCGGGGAAGUUUGACUACCUAAAAGAGGAGGUUGGAAGUCGAAUUGCAGACCGUGUAUAUGACAUAGCCAGAGAUUUCCCACUUGCUUUGGAUGCCGGUUGUGGAAGAGGUUACAUAGCACAAUAUUUGAAUAAGGAAACUGUUGGGAAGUUUUUCCAAGUAGACAUUGCAGAAAAUGCUUUGAAAAAUACCUUAGAAACAGAAAUUCCUACUAUCAGUGUUUUAGCUGAUGAAGAAUUCCUUCCCUUCAGAGAAAAUACAUUUGACCUGGUGGUUAGCAGUUUAAGUUUGCACUGGGUGAAUGAUCUUCCUAGAGCACUUGAACAGAUUCAUUAUGUUUUAAAACCAGAUGGAGUGUUUAUUGGUGCGAUGUUUGGAGGUGACACCCUCUAUGAGCUUCGGUGUUCGUUACAGUUAGCAGAAAUAGAAAGAGAAGGAGGAUUUUCUCCACACGUUUCUCCUUUCACUUCUGUCAAUGACCUAGGACAUCUGCUUGGGAGAGCUGGCUUUAAUACACUGACUGUGGACACUGAUGAAAUUCAAGUUAACUAUCCUGGAAUGUUGGAAUUGAUGGAAGAUUUACAAGGUAUGGGGGAGAGUAACUGCGCUUGGAAUAGAAAAGCCCUCCUGCACCGAGACUCAAUGCUGGCGGCCGCCGCGGUGUACAGAGAAAUGUAUGGAAAUGAGGAUGGUUCAGUACCUGCCACAUACCAGAUCUAUUACAUGAUAGGAUGGAAAUAUCAUGAUUCACAGAUCUCUGCUAAUGGUGCCAGUGGCUAUCUCACUGGGCUGCAUCUGAGCAGCAGAAAGAAGUCUGUGUCAGUUCACAUGGGAUGAAGCAGAAAACCGGCCUCACCAUUCAUGUAAAAAAAAAAAGUAUGAGUGUUGAGUUUGUGUUCACUGGUCAGUGGGAAGCUAUUAGUUGUCCUUUUCACUUAAUUGGGCGCCUCCCCACACUCCUCUGCAGUCUAAGGUAAAUACGAGAGUGUUCGCUUGCAUCUCUCUUUUGCCUGCCUUCCCUCUUUGUACCAUCCAAAGUCCAAAUUUUUCCUGGGUAGAGGCUGUGUCUACCCUGUACAUAGCAUAGUGCUCUGCACAUAGUAGAUACUCAAUUAUAUUCUGAAUUUAAUUAUGUGAAAAACGUACCCUUUGAAAGAUUGAGUUAUAAUUAAAAACCAAAAUUUGUAGUAGAAAAUAAAAUCACUGUUCUUGCUCUCUUCAGUUAGAGCAUUCAUUAAUUGGUAUUAGCAAUUGGGGUAUUCUUGGUAGCUUGUUUGUUUUAUUUUUAGUGCAAAGAGAAAGAAUACCUACAAAGUGGAAUUGGGGAAAUUUUUUUUAGCUUAAUUUCCAGAAUUUGAGGGGAGAAAAAACAAAACAAAAACCUGUGGAUUAAAAUGUGAACUGGUAACUGAGAAACAGAUAAAUUCCAUGGUGCUUGUGUUUCCUAAAGGACACGUGUUUAUAUGCAUUUAUGUUUGUUUUUGAAGAAUGCAUACAAAAUUAUUAAGUUAUUGCUAAGUAAAGGGACUGAGGAUCUCUGUAUCAUGUUGAAUGUUAGGGGUACAGUGGGUGGGCAGACAAAAGGAGGGAGUCUUCACUUUUCAAUUUCUUUAAUUUUUCUGUACAUUUUGAAGUUUCUUACCAUGGAUAUUUGUUUAUAUCAUAUGAACAGUGAAUCUGUGGAUGAUGGGGUGGGCUAUCAAAAAUAAGUUCCACGGAUUAAAAAAAACUAAAGGAAAGAAAAAUUAACACAACUAAUCAAGGAUAUAUUUAAAUAAAAUUAUUUUAGUAAUGUUUUUACUAAAAUUUUUAUAUAUUUAAAUAAAAUUAUUUUAGUUUUACUAAAUUUUUUAAUUAUAAUUAAUUGUAAUUGUAAUUAAUACCUGCUUGAACUAUCAAGAUUUAUUUGCAACCAUCAGGAAAUUCAUUCUUUUCAAUAGCCUUGUUUUCCAAAUGACCAAGAACUUGUGUGUAAGUAAUGCUUUAAAAAGAGUCUUAUUAAAAAUAUUUCCAAAGUAUGUUAUAUUCUUCAACAUAACCAUUUCUUUAUAACUCCACAAUUUUAUCAUAAACUCAAAUUGCUUUUUCCUAUACUGACUGGCCCCCAAAAUGAUGUGGUUUGUCUCUCUUCCAACAUUUUUUCAUAUUUGCUGUCAGUUGUCAGUUUCACCGGCUUGAUGAAAAUGAACUUUCUUGCCCUUUCUGAUCUGGAAGAUUAUAGAGUUCAGAUGGGAAGGUGUCUAGGACUAGUAUGUAAGGUAGGAGAGAGGAAUGAAGUUCUGGGAGAAGGACCCCCAUUUGCAGUAAAAUGCACGGGCUUCGUUGGCUCCCUUAAUCCUCAGUGAGGUCCCUGGGCUGGGCUUCCAGGUCUUUGCUCCUUCAGUCAGUCUGUCAGGGGACACGGGGACAUCUGGUGGCAUUUUUGUAAUAUUUCCUGGUUCUUAGCAGUUUCCAGGUUGUUGGCCUAGAGAAUUCCAGAGGUAGCAGUAUGUGUGACAAUUCAUAUUUAUAAAACAGAUUGUUUGCUUUGUAGAAAGAAUUUCUGUAGGAUUUGUUAAAAUGGAAGCUAUGGGUAGACAUCAGGUAUGUGAUGAUUGUAAAAAGUUACAUUUACAGGGGUGUGUGUGUAGCUCCUGAAGUUAUCUAGGAAGCAAAUUUUGUUUUUCAAGCCCUUAAAUUCCAUUUUUAUCCACUAGGUGGAAAAAGUUACAAUAUGGCCUGUAUUGAAGACAUAUACAAUUUCUAUACUGUGUAUAUGUCCCUUAAGUAAGGAUGGAAUCAAAGAGUUUACCAUGGACUGGCUUCUGUGUGGGAAACAAAUGAAUAUUGAUAGGUCUUUGGGAAACAGAGGGAUACUUGGCACAGUGAUGAUUAUUUUACUCCUGCAUAAGUUAUGUUAGCCUCUCUUGCCUAAGAUGAAAUGUUUUUAAGUUUUUUUGUGGGGACUGCGGGCUGUUUUAUUUUUCUGUAGUUAAUGUGAGCUCUAUCUUAAAAGAACUUACCACAGGUGGGCCGCCCUUUCAGAAAUUGCUGUACUUUAAUUCUCUGCCUGGAUACUCAACAGAUAUUUAUCUUUUGGGUUUACAAAAUUUAAUUGGAAAAAAUGGAAGGUACAGUGGGCCCUGGUAGGCUGUCAUUAACAAAUAAGGAAAUAAUGCUUUGUUUUCUGGUAGUUUUAAAUCUAUCCACAGUUUUUUUUGAUAUGUUUCUCUCUAAGAAGUGGAGCUUCAUUCCCCUUCCUUUGAGUAUGGGCUGACUUUAUUGAUUCCCUUCCAACAAAUGGAAUACGGAUACGGUGGUGUGGCCCUGCUGAGAGAAGGUGACAAAAGGCAUUGCUCACCUUGCUGUCUGGGGCCUCUCACUGUGGGAAAGCCAGCUGUCAUGUCGUGAGGGCAUGCAAGCAGCACAGUAGAGAGGACACGGAGGUGAAGGACCGCCAGCACCUGAGUGAGCCAUCCUGGAAGCUGAUUGGCUUCAACCCCAAGCAACUUUCAGAUGACUGCAGUUUUGGCUGAUACCUGGACGGCAGCCUCAUGAGAGACCUUGAGCCAGAACCACCCAGAUAAGCCACUCCUAGAUUUUUUUAACUAAUACCUACUUGAAGUAUCUAUCAAGCUUUAAUUGUUUGCAACCAUUUAUGAGCCACAGACUGAGAUAAUAAAUGUUUGUAUAAGCCA